UACAAAUCAAGUUAAUUACCAGCUCCCAAUCAGCUAGCCAGCAGAUCAUCUUGUGAAAAGGAAGCAAGAUCGAUGAAUAGUCACUCGAUCAUGGCGGUGCCGUCGGUGUUCGCCGCCUUCGACGAGGACGGCGACGGCAAGGUCUCCGUGUCCGAGCUGCAGCGCUGCAUGGAGGCGACGCUGGGCGAGGACGUGUCCGAGGAGGAGGCGGCGGCGGUCCUCGUGGCGGUGGACGCCGACGGCGACGGGCUGCUGAACCAAGAAGAGUUCUCGAGGCUGAUAGCCCGUGCCGGCGCCCAGGAAGAGGACGAUGCCGACGUGAAGCGAAGGUGCCUGAGGGAGGCGUUCGGGAUGUACGCGUCGUCGUCCGCGGACGACACGAUCACGCCUGCGAGCCUGAGGCGGACGCUGAGCAGGCUGGGGUCGCACGAGCUGGGCGUGGAGGAGUGCAGGGCAAUGAUCUGCAGAUUCGACCUCGACGGCGACGGCAAACUCUCGUUCGAGGAGUUCCGUGUCAUGAUGAUGGCCUGAUCGUCGAUCUCUCUUCGUCGCAUUCUUCUAGCUAGAUACAAAUAAUGUUCACUUAAUUCAUUGAUCGAUCACAUAUGUGAUAUGUUAUACGUAUGUACAGUAUGUGUUCAUUCAUUCAUUGUUUUGCUCGCACGAUCGCUGUAUAUGUUACCGGGGAAGUUGUGGCUUUA
Messenger RNA from Aegilops tauschii subsp. strangulata, 701 nucleotides. Its product is annotated as probable calcium-binding protein CML25/26. Gene Ontology annotation, molecular function: calcium ion binding. The record is from RefSeq and is a predicted model, not a curated record. NCBI's taxonomy places the organism in Eukaryota, Viridiplantae, Streptophyta, Magnoliopsida, Poales, Poaceae.